This is a messenger RNA of Ceratitis capitata (Mediterranean fruit fly), 3528 nucleotides long. RefSeq names its product putative gustatory receptor 39b (gene Gr39b). The coding region runs from base 128 to 1102 and encodes 324 amino acids. NCBI's taxonomy places the organism in Eukaryota, Metazoa, Arthropoda, Insecta, Diptera, Tephritidae. The transcript has 3 exons. Gene Ontology annotation, biological process: sensory perception of taste. The record is from RefSeq and is a predicted model, not a curated record. Gene Ontology annotation, cellular component: membrane.
GAGUAUCUGUAUUUCGUGGAAUCUAUUUCUUUGCUGGGUAUAAUACAGAUAUAUACACACACACUCCUUUAUACAUCACAGUAAGUCCAUGCAAACCCUGAACUAAUUUACAAAUAAUUUCCUGCACAUGACCCAUUUGCAAAAGUACAACGAGCGCAAAAUGGUCCGAUAUGUCUACAACAACAUGCUGCAUGAACGGCAGCCGAUACUCAAGUGGUUGGCCAUCGCUGGUCUAGUGCCGUACGCCAACAACCGCAAACGUCGAUACCAGCAAUGGCAACGCAUCUAUACAUACAUCAUGCUUGCGGCGAAUUGGUCGCUAACCAUCUAUGGAAUCUUUGAAGAGCCCUUGGGUGAUGAAGUGCUCGUCUCGAAUUAUAUCAGCGUAUUGGUAUUCCUUAGCCAGAGUAUAGCGCUUACCGUUUGCCUAGUGGAAGUGAUGUCCACAUAUCGUCUUUACUUUGCAUUCAUGCAACAAACUCAACGCAUUGUGUGGCUCUUUCAGCAGCGUCUGCAUACCGGCCUGUGUCGUUGGAGUUUGCGGCGUCGUCAAUGUUUGAAAUAUGUCUGUUACUCGUGCAUCGUGUAUGGUUGUUUGCCAAUAUCGAUGGUGGUCAUUUGGACGAAAUACUAUUACGGUUAUUUUUGGUAUGCCUUGGGUUGUAUACUGGUGUUGCGUACACGUUGCCUCAUGGCUGUCAUUUAUAUGGAUUACAUCGAUUUCUUUAUGUCGCAUUUGAAUAUGAAGCUGCGUUCGGUGACAAAUUGUCGUUUGACUCGAGAUCGUUUGUAUUUGGAUGUCAAUUAUAAAAUGCUGGAAUCCUUCGAUUAUCUUUUGCAGUUGAAAAUGGUUUAUGGUGAAAUUCGGAAGUUGACUUUUAUGUUUGAUGAUUUGUUUGGUUGGUCGAUUUGUGCUCUGAUAACGGUAGUUUUUCUAGACAUCACCAUUAACUCGUAUUGGACGUUUCUGUCGUUAUCGAAAAUUUUUGAAUUCUAUUUCCUCUAUUUAACCAUAUCGACGGUGUUCCCAUUGGCCACAGCCACAUCCUAUUUGUGCUAUGCAGGCGAGAAUUGUAAGCAGCAGGUGAGUAAAUAUUUGUGAUAUCUUUAAUUCAAGUUUUGGUAUUAUAUAUGUACAUAUAAAAUAUUAUUUUUAAUAUAUCUGAUAAGCAAGUUGUUGCAGAAACUCGCCUCUAAAGUAUGUGCAGGGCAGCUUAUAGACUUAUACUUCUUUCUCUUGAUUGACCCAGUAAUAAUAGCGCGCCAUUCGUCCUUAUCUUAGUCCUUCGGCGCCAAAUAGAAAUACCAGGAGAAGCUUGGCGCUUCUCAAUCAAUCUCAAGUGAAGAUCUUCCAUUUCCUCUUCUUACACAAGUGGAUACUGUAUCGUAAACUUUCAGAGCUGAAGUAUUUUCGUCUAUGCGGACAGUGUGAUGAACUAUGUUCGACAUUCCAUUGCCUGCGGCAUGCGCCGCUAAACAUCUUUCUCGAAGGCUUUCCAAGCCGACUCAUGGUAUGUUGUCAUCGUUCAUUAAUCUAACCGCAAAGUAGUAAAGUCGUCAUGAUCUACUUGUAGAAUUUGGUCUUAGUUUGUUGAGAUAGAGGAUUUUACUUUUCAAUUUCAUGUCUGAAGCCUCAUUUGGUGCCGUACCGUUUGGGGCGAGCUAAAGGUUAUAUCUUCUUAAGAAAACCGGCCACGGAACUGCCAUAUGGGCUAAUAGAUUAUUUUUGUAUAUUUCAAGCUGAGAACUGCGCACUCAUAGAGGCAACAAAUUUUUAUGUUGCAAUCUAAAAUUCUGUCGGAAUAUCGUCAAUUCUUGCAGGAUAUGGAUACAGACUGCCUCUCAUAUCGCUCAUAGAGUUAACGAGGGAAACAGCAAACAAUAUUGCAGUAGAAAACGCCAGACAGGACUCGACUAGAAUUAGACACACGCAAACCGUCUCUCAAAGAAUUUACUCAUGAAUAGGCCGGCUUAAGAUGGAAUCACAGAACACCUUGUCGGAAAUCCAGGCAAACCGAAUGGGUCGAAAUAAAAUAGAAAUUUACUCCUUUGAAAGAGAGGUUUUGCCAAGAAGUUCUAAUCGGUCACUUUCUAAUGGGUUGACACACUGACGUACUGAUAGUUUUUUAAAAAAAAGAUGCUCCAGGAACUAUAAAAAUGAAAAGAAUGAAAGGAAGAAACUUGCUGUCGACAGUAUUAGGUUCCGAAAUUUCGAAAACACUUGGCCGACCAAUUUUUUAACAUCGAUAUAAAUUUUCAGAGGUCGAAAUAAAAGUUAAUCAGAUGGUUCAAAGUGCGGGCUAUAUGGUCUGCGCGUUAAAACCAAGCACCGUGAACUUUCACCUGCACAUCGAAGAGGUAUGUAUGUGGUCUAAAGUAAUCAUGAUGAACCACAACACUUUUUCCAUUGAUCAAUUCUGGACACUGAGAAAAGAAAAAAACUUCUUGUAAACUGGAAAAUUGUUGACAGUAGAGUUCUGAAUUUAUUGUUCCACCACUUUAUAGCUCUGUAACAGAUGAUUCCCUUCCAAUACCACUCUCCAGCGCGUAUCAUUUAGUUUGCAGCCAACUCGGGGUUUGAAGUCAACGGUCUUUGCCUAUGAUUUUUUGUUUGAUACUCUUGUACUUAACCCAAUUUUUCAUCGCUUGUGAUUAAACGCUUCAACAAUAAUUCGAUUUCAUCGUGUUUGAGAAAUGUUUCACUGAUGAUAAUUCGUUUAAUAAUUUUUUGUUUGGGUUAAUUUAUAUUGCAACUAAACAUUGAUCUUCUUUGAGCAGCCAGCUUUUUUUAAAUGAUUCCAAACUGCCACGUGAGUGACGCCCAAUGCUUCUUUUAUCUCCUGACAGCUUGCAUGCUGAUCUUACGCCACCAAUUGCAAAAUUUAAUGGGAUGUUCAAGUGACUGGCCGACCAGAACGUGAUUUGUCUUUGACAUCAAAGCUACUGGCACGAAAUCGGGCAAACCUUAGCUGCGGCAUUCAUUUACAGCAUUCUCAUAGUAGAUUACACAAAUUUUUAAGCAGGUUUCCUCGCAGCAUUUCUUUACCUUUUUAAAGUGGAAAUUUCAUUCAUUUUCAAAUCAAAUCAGCUUUUCAUAUGAACGACUAUUAACAGAGCUAUACGUGUACUCACGAAAAAUAUUGCUUAAAAUGUCAGAUAUCAAGCACGUGUCAGUUUGACACAAAUGGAUUAGUGUUGCGCUAAAUAUAAGAGUGUCAGCGCCAUCUAGCGACAUAAGUCGUGCAAAAGUUUUACUGAUACAAUAAUUUUUGGUGAUGGCAUUUCCACCGGAGUUUUGGUGCAACGUUUAUUAAACAGCAAAUUAAGAUAUACAAAUACGAGAAUCUACAAUGAUUUGCUAUUCGAAUUUGCAAUACAAAUACAACAAGAUCCAUUCGUAAUAUCACUGAAAGAAUUUUUUAUUGUGGAUUUGCGUUUGUUAAUGAAGACAUUUGCUGCAAUAGUCACAUAUUUGGUUAUAUUACUGCAAUUCCGGUGGACCUAUCCCGAUGAUUAUGGUGAUGUGAA